AUGUAUUAAUUAACCAAUAACAUUGCACGUUCCAGAUAAGCCAACCUGUACUGUGAUAGACAUGUCCGAACCGGCUCUGAAUCCAGAAAAGCAGAACUUACCAAACGCCACCAAUCUUGCACCAGUUACUUGCACGACUUCACUCUUGGACUCGAGCGAAAGUUUCUCGAAGAAACCAGUGAAGACUGGAUUCCCUACAUCAGGGUGGAAGCAAUUCUGGAUCUUAUUGAAAAGGACUUUCCGGAGUAUACUCAGAGACCAGAUGCUGACGCAUUUGAGGCUAUGUUCACAUACAGUGGUCGGUCUUCUCAUCGGGUUUCUAUACUACGAUAUUGGAACAGAUGCGGCAAAAGUUAUGAGCAACGCUGGCUGUAUCUUCUUCACUGUUAUGUUCACUAUGUUCACUGCUAUGAUGCCUACUAUUCUUACAUUCCCUACUGAGAUGAGCGUGUUUGUGCGAGAGCAUUUGAAUUAUUGGUACUCGUUGAAGGCGUUCUACUUCGCGAAGACUAUGGCCGACUUACCGUUCCAGAUAGUCUUCAGCGGCGUAUACGUGAUGAUAGUAUACUUCAUGACAGGGCAGCCUAUGCAGACGGAACGGGUGUUGAUGUUCGUCACCAUCAACAUCCUCACGGCUCUAGUGGCGCAGUCCCUCGGCCUCCUCAUCGGAGCCGCCAUGAAGAUCGAAACAGGCGUCUACCUCGGCCCCGUCACAACCAUCCCAGUCGUUCUCUUCUCAGGAUUCUUCGUCAACUUCAACGCAAUCCCCAGCUAUCUCCAAUGGCUGACCUACCUCAGCUACGUACGAUACGGCUUCGAAGGAGCCAUGCUCUCCGUCUACGGUUUCGAAAGAGAAAAACUCAAGUGCUCCGAGGCCUACUGCCAUUUCAGGAAACCAGACAAAUUCUUGAAAGAAAUGACCAUGGAUCAGGCGAAUUUCUGGGUGGAUGUAGGCGCGCUGUCCGCUUUCUUCGUCUUUAUAAGAGUAAUCUCAUACCUAGUUCUAAGGUUCAAGUUGAAGAUGAUGCAGUAGAUUAUGCACAAAGUUGCUUACGGCGGUUUUCCACGGAUUCUUGCGAUAUGGACGCGCGUAUUCUGCUCAAUAGCACGCCUCUGCUUUACUCGUGUGUAUCGAGCGUCCCUAUCCGGAAUUAUGAAUUAGUUUUCGAAAUAAUUAGCUUUUUAGGACGCAGAUGAGAUUUAGAUUGUUUAUACGUACCUUUAGGGGUUAGCUGUUAAGGUUUUAUAGGAGAUUGGGCCCAUGACUUAAUGUUAAGUUCCUUAAUUAGUAAUUAUGAUAUUAGUUCAUUUAAAUUUAUAACGCGAAGACAUAGGCGGUUCCACUCGUAUUUACUCAACACUUGAACAUUGCAUUCUAGAUUUUAAUUAGAUAUCCUUGAAGUACCUUUCAUUACGCUAAGGAUUUUUGGUAAAAUCUCUAUACCUAUCCUAAUUACCAGUAUUUAUUAUUAAUAAACGACUGUGAUUUUUAUAUA
This is a messenger RNA of Ostrinia furnacalis (Asian corn borer), 1496 nucleotides long. RefSeq names its product ATP-binding cassette sub-family G member 4-like. Lineage: Eukaryota; Metazoa; Arthropoda; Insecta; Lepidoptera; Crambidae. Gene Ontology annotation, cellular component: plasma membrane. Gene Ontology annotation, biological process: transmembrane transport. The transcript is spliced from 3 exons. Gene Ontology annotation, molecular function: ABC-type transporter activity. The record is from RefSeq and is a predicted model, not a curated record. Bases 62 to 1033 code for a protein of 323 amino acids.